Molecule: messenger RNA, 891 nt
Organism: Dendrobium catenatum
Lineage: Eukaryota; Viridiplantae; Streptophyta; Magnoliopsida; Asparagales; Orchidaceae
Product: bidirectional sugar transporter SWEET14-like
Exons: 7
Coding region: 1-891 (296 amino acids)
Biological process (GO): carbohydrate transport
Cellular component (GO): membrane
Molecular function (GO): sugar transmembrane transporter activity
Source: RefSeq, a predicted model, not a curated record
AUGGUGUCCAUCAGCAUUGAGAACCCUUUGGCUUUUGGUGCUGGCCUUCUCGGAAAUAUUUUAUCAUUCUUGGUGGCCUUAACGCCAAUGACUACAUUCUAUAAGGUGUACCGGAAGAAGUCUACUGGUUCCUUCCAAUCAACGCCAUAUGUGGUUGCUUUGUCCAGUGCAAUGUUGUGGCUCUACUAUGCCUUUCUUAACCAUAACGUGCUCCUGCUCACCAUCAACACAUGCACAUGUGCCCUUGAAUCUGUCUACAUAGCCAUUUACCUUUUCUAUGCUUCCAAGAAAAUAAGGCUUUCAACCGUCAAGAUGAUAUUCUUCUUCAACGUUGGCCUGUUUGGUUCGGUCUUGCUCAUCACACUUGGUUUUCUAAAUGAGAGAAAGCGUUCCGAAAUCACUGGUUGGAUUUGUGCUUCCUUUGCCGUCGCAGUGUUUGUUGCUCCUUUAAGCAUCAUGAGGCUGGUGAUAAGAACAAAAAGCGUGGAAUAUAUGCCAUUUUCACUCUCCCUCUUUCUCACUCUUAGUGCAAUUGCAUGGUUCUUUUAUGGGCUUCUUCUAAGGGAUUUCUUUGUAGCGUUACCAAAUGUUCUUGGGAUUUUAUUCGGAGUUGCACAAAUAAUUUUAUAUUUCAUCUACAUGGAUGUGAAGAACGACAGAUUAGAACAGAAUACAAACCAAGAUAUUGAAGUAGAGAAUAUUACAAAUUCAAAUUUGGAUUUGGAAAUGGCUGAGAAACACAUUCCCAUAGAUCAAUCUGUGGCUAUUGAACAUGCAAUACCAGCAGAUGUUAAAGCUGAUUUUGCUGCUGUUUUCCCCGAGAAAGGCAUCCAUACAAAUAUUCCCAUUGCUAAUGCUGAUGAUGUCAUACUAGCAAUACUUAUUCUAUGA